AUGGACGUGAAUAAAGUUGGAGACAAAAUCAAACAGGAUUUCAAUAUUAAAGAAGAAUCCGAAGUUGCUGUAGAACUCGAGGAGGGACUCAACAGUGGCGACGAGAACAUGGAAAACGCGCAAAGCUCUCAGGGAGAGACGAGGUCGUUCUCUUUUCCAACCAAUUUCGAGAUGUUUGAUGCCACAAAGGGAACGUGGUCAAGAUGGCUGAUGAGGUUGGAAGGAAGCCUCGAGUGCUUCGAGAUCGCAAAUGAGAAGAAAAAGAGAAGUGUAAUUAUGCACUAUAUGGGACAAUCAGCAUACAAUAAACUAUGUGACAGGAUUCUUCCACGAACUCCAAGGGAUUUGACAUACAAUGAAAUUGUGUCAGAAUUAAAGGAAUGCUUUGACCUAACACCAAACGAAAUUGUGGAGAUUUUUGGAUUCCAAAAAAGGGAGCAGCAGGAAGGGGAAAGCUGCGAUGAAUUUUUGGCAGCUUUGAGGAAACUUUCCACACACUGCAAUUUUGGCUGCUCAUCUUGUGAUCAUCUAAAAAAAUCCAUUCGCAAUCAAUUCGUUAUGGGAAUACGCAACAAAUCCAUUCAGAAGAGACUGCUGGAGAAGAGGGAUCUUACUCUAGAGAUGGCUGUGGACAUAGCUAAGGCCAUGGAGGCAUCAGAGAAAGGAGAAGCAGCUCUAAAAAUGACACCGAAAGAAGGAGGUGAAGUUUUGAAGCUGGAUAUCAAGGAACAAGAGCGCCCCCAACGCAGUACAAUAGAUGACGGCAAGGCAGCCCCCUCAAAGAAGUGUUUCCGGUGUGGCGUGAGUACACAUUUCGCCCAUGAAUGCAUUCAUAAGGAUAAAACUUGCUAUUUGUGUAGUAAGACAGGCCAUUUGGCACGGAGUUGCCUGGGAAAAGGGGGGGAAAAGAAGAAAGCUGUUCAAGAAAAAGAGAGAAUGAAUAAAGUAGAGGAUUUACUAUAUUCCGAUGGUAGGGCCGUAGAUAAAAUUUUGCUAGACGUUCAAGUGGAGGGGAAAAUUUUGGCUUUCGAGAUUGAUAGUGGAUCUCCUAUUUCUGUGAUUAGCAUGCAUGACAGAGAUAAAUAUUUUCCUCGGGCGGAAAUUUUUGCUACUAAGAGAAAUUUUGUUGGAUUUAAUGGCUCAAAGAUUGCCAUUGUGGGCUUCAUCAGAGUCUCUGUGGUGGUUCAAGGGCGCGAAUUGCGAGGCAUGCAUCUCUAUGUGGCAGAGGAGUCCUCAAGGUAUCCUCUACUGGGCAGGGAAUGGUCUCGACGAAUGCACUGGUUGAAUUGGAACAAUAUAAUGUCGGUUAAUAAAAUUCAAGAAAUGCAAAUUUCCAAGAAGAUAGAGGAUGCUAUUGAAGAGUUAAAGGUCAAAUUCAGCAAAGUUUUCGAAGAUUCUUUGGGAAAAAUUGUGGGUAUUGAGGCUGAAUUAAAAUUGAAAGAAGAUGCGACGCCUGUUUUUCUUAAGGCUAGGCCCAUUCCACUCGCGAAGAAACAAGCUAUCGAAGAUGAAAUUGAUAAGCUGGAAAAAUGCGGGGCAUAUGUGAAGGUUAAUCAGAGUAAGUGGGCAACUCCUCUCGUGGCGAUUCCGAAGGCAUCUGGGGCGGUAAGGCUUUGCGGGGAUUACAGCGUCACAGUGAACCCAAAUUUGAUUAUAGAUAGUCAUCCGCUGCCGACAGUGGAAGAACUUUUUUCGGAUAUGGCAGGGGGAGAGAGGUUCUCCAAGCUCGACUUGUCUCAAGCAUACAUGCAAUUAGAGCUCCGGGAGCAAGAUAGGGACGUGUUGACGUUAAACACUCAUAAGGGAUUGUAUCAGCCGACCCGAUUGAUGUUCGGAGUUGCGUCGGCUGUUGUUAUCUGGCAACGCGUCAUGGAAACAAUGCUGCAAGACAUUCCUGGCGUUAAAGUGUUUCUAGAUGACAUUAGAGUCACUGGAAAAGAUGAUGAGGAACAUUUGACGCGACUAACUGAAGUUCUUAAAAGACUGGACGAACGAAAUAUGCGAGUAAAUUUUGAGAAAUGCGAGUUCUUUGCUGAAAAGAUCAAUUACUGUGGCUAUGUGAUCGAUAAAGAAGGAAUACAUAAGGACCCCAAGAAGAUUGAGGCUCUUCAGAACAUGCCAAGGCCAAAGAAUAAGGAUGAAGUUAGGGCGUACAUGGGGUUUGUGCAGUAUUAUGGGAGAUUUUUUUCGAAUCUUAGUACAAAAAUGAAUCCGAUCACCAAUUUGCUAAAACAGGAUGGUCUCCUAAAGUGGGAUGACAAGUGUGAAGAAGCUUUCCAAUCCAUUAAAGAAGAAAUGAGCAGUGAGACGUUUUUAGCCCAUUACGAUCCAUCGAAGAUCUUGGUUCUAGCGGUAGAUGCAAGCCCUGUUGGAGUCGGGGCCUGCCUCAGUCAUAGGUAUGAAGACAAGACUGAGAAACCACUAUUUUACGCCUCACAGACGUUGACAGAUACACAGAAACGGUAUACCCAGAUUGACAAAGAGGCAUAUGCCAUCAUUUACGGGAUAAAAAAGUUUUAUUCGUAUUUGUAUGGUAGGGAUUUCGUUCUUAUUACGGACAAUAAACCGGUUUCGCAGAUAAUGAACCCAAACAAGGGAAUUCCUCAGUACACUGCUUUGAGGAUGCAGCAUUAUGCUGCCUUUUUAAAAGGUUUCAAUUUCACAAUUGAGCAUAGAUCCACAAAAUUGCAUGGAAAUGCGGAUGGUUUGUCCAGAUUGCCAUUGCCAGUAAAAUCGCAAUUCGAAACUGAUGAUCCUGAAGUUGCCCAGAUUAAUUUAAUAGAAACGCUUCCAGUGACCUGUAAAGAGAUUAUACAGGAAUUGGAGCAAGAGAUGGAAGUUAAGAUUUUGCUGGAGGGAUUGCGAUCGGGAAAGAGAGUGUCUAAGGAACACAGUUUUGGCAUUAAUCAAGAGGAAUUUUCGCUGAAGCAAGAUUGCUUAGUUAGGGGCCUUAGAACGUAUAUUCCGCGGAAGUUAAGAAGCAAGGUUUUGCAAGAAUUGCAUGAGAGUCAUGUGGGAACGAGCAAAAUGAAACAGCUAGCAAGAGCAUAUUGUUGGUGGCCUUCGCUUGAUAGAGAUAUAGAGGAUCUCGUUCACAAUUGCACACCCUGUCAAGAAAAUCGAGCUAACCCACCAAAGGUAGAAAUUCAUCCAUGGGAAGAAGCAAGCAAGCCUUUCCAGCGUGUACACGCUGAUUUUGCAGGUCCUAUUCACGGAAAAUGGCUUUUAAUCGUGGUAGACAGUUUUUCUAAGUGGCCGGAGGUAGCUGUAGUUUCGGAUAUUACGUCAGGGACAACGAUUAGAGAAUUGCGAAAAGUUUUUGCAACUCAUGGACUUCCGGAACAGUUAGUCACAGAUCAGGGACGGCAAUUCGUUAGUUGGGAGUUCCAACAGUUUUGUAAGAAUAACGGAAUUGUUCAUAAGAUGGGCGCGGCAUAUCACCCUGCCACUAAUGGUCAGGCCGAGCGAUAUGUUAGAACUAUUAAGGAAAAAUUGGCCAUUUUGAAAGAUGCGGAUAGGGACGAUUUGGAGCAAAAAUUAUCGUCAAUAUUGCUUAAUUAUAGGCGAACCCCCCACAGUGCCACAGGAAUAUCGCCAAGUGAGAAGUUGUUUGGCAGACAGAUUCGUUCUAGACUUGAUUUUAUUUUACCAGGGGAAGAGAGGAGUGGCGAAAGAGAGAGAAAGUCUCUGCGGAGUAGACAGUUAAAUGCGGGAGAGAGAGUUGGAGCAAGGAAUUACAGAGAGGGUGGAAAGAAAUGGAUGUUUGGAACGGUUACGAAAAGAUUGGGUUUAUUGCAUUAUAUUGUAAACAUGGACAAUGGGACUGUCUGGAAAAGGCAUAUAGAUCAAUUGAGAAAAGUAGGAAGUAGAGUAGGAACCGGGAACACAUUUAAUGAUGAUGAGAACUAUUGGGAAGCUUCCGAUAAUCAAAGAAGUGCAUUCGAAGAGACCACCACCGACAGUUCCCAUAAUGAUGAAGAAGAAUUUGAGGAUGCUCUUGACGAUAUUCCUCACCAGACAGAAAAUGAUUUGCAGGCCGGAGCGACCGCGCCACAGCCCCACUGGGUAUCUGAGGGAAGACCAAAACGUACUAUAAGGCCGCCAGAUCGUCUGAAUCUCUAA
This is a messenger RNA of Phlebotomus papatasi, 4122 nucleotides long. RefSeq lists its product as uncharacterized. Gene Ontology annotation, molecular function: nucleic acid binding; zinc ion binding. The transcript has a single exon. NCBI's taxonomy places the organism in Eukaryota, Metazoa, Arthropoda, Insecta, Diptera, Psychodidae. Gene Ontology annotation, biological process: DNA integration. The record is from RefSeq and is a predicted model, not a curated record. Bases 1 to 4122 code for a protein of 1373 amino acids.